GACAACCUCGCUGCAUAGGUGAUAUAUAAUCGACCACCGAAGUCCACAAAUGCUGUUCGGUAUCUCCAUUGAGCAAUGGGCGGCCAUAAUUCUUGUCGGCGCCACAGUCUUUGGGCCGAAGGACAUUCCUGUAAUUGGCCGAGCAGCCGGGAGGAUGGCCGGGAAAGCCGUCGGAUUCCUAACGAGCGCACGACACCGAAUGGAGCUCUUUGCGGAGAGGACACAGGUAAAUGAGCUGCACAGAGAACUUCGGGAAACGCUAGCACAAGUGGAGGCCAUCCGACACGAAGUCCAGUCUGGCGUCAGUCUUAUGAAUCCAGGGCCGCUCACAAGGCGAGUUCUUAAGCACGCCUCACCAGAUUCAGCUGUCAACGGUCAGAACCUUGCGUCGUCGAUGUCAGAAAUGUCAAACGAUGCCCGCGCUGGAGAUCAGCCUUCGACUGAUGUAAAGACUGUACCGCAGAACAAGCCGAACGAUCUACUGUCGACGGAGAGGCGGGAGUCGAGUUUCCCGAGGCACUGGGAGAAGAGGUCACAACUCACAGGCUUCGCAGCAGCAAGCCAAUGGGGACCGGGUGAUGCAGUAAUGGCUUCCAACCUAGAGUCAACGACUGCAAUUCCACAGUCGUCAAAGACGUCCGAGACCGUCAAGACGCAGAAGACAUCCUCAGACACAGGAUACCCAAUUCCACUGCCAAUAUCAGCCGUCGAUGCAGGACUACUUCCCAGCCGAUCGGAUUCUGCUUGCACGGGGGCUGACAUUGUGGCAGAUUCCAUAGUGGAGAGAGAAGUCGCACUUCAAGCUUUGCGGUUCUUUCACCAAGCAGGAAUUCCCGUCGGCAAUGGUCAUCAGCAUCCUCGUAAAUCGAACCCGUGAUGGGCGCCUGUUCUGCUAGAGUCAGGCCGGACCAGGCUAUACCUGAGCUAUGUAUGGACAAGCCUCAGCGUU
Chara braunii is the source of this 949-nucleotide messenger RNA. The record is from the annotation of a GenBank genome assembly. NCBI's taxonomy places the organism in Eukaryota, Viridiplantae, Streptophyta, Charophyceae, Charales, Characeae.